Messenger RNA from Penicillium olsonii, 1131 nucleotides. NCBI's taxonomy places the organism in Eukaryota, Fungi, Ascomycota, Eurotiomycetes, Eurotiales, Aspergillaceae. The record is from the annotation of a GenBank genome assembly.
AUGCUAGAUCCACAUAUGAUAUCCCCGUUGGAAUGUAAUUUCGAUAUGUCUUUCAAUUCUCCGGCCCUCCAAGCAGAGCCCUGGAGGUGUCCAAGUGUCCAAGUGCCCGGAAAUGUUGACUUUUGUAGAUCGGCGAUAAGCGCGAUAAGCACCGCGAGCUCUCUCCCACAACCACUGCUUCGACAACAUGUCGACCUCCAAACUACCCUGCAUUCCGUCUCUUCGGAAGCAGCAGCUUCACCUGGAAUUGUAGGACCUAUUCCGCUCCGCGAGGGGACUCCUAUUGACCAUCGACAGCGCGAGCUUAAAACAUGCCGCACCGCCAGGGGUCUACGCCCAUAUGCGUCGGCCGUUCUCCGCUUCCAACUCCGUUUCCCUGACACUUACCCCGAUCUUCCACCCAUUGUCACCUUUGCGACCGACCUGUUCCACCCAUUAAUCGUACCGCUCACCACUUAUACCUUCAGCACGGGCUCGGCAAGUGACAACCCCGUCAGCGCGACGGACGAUGAGCGAUUAUCACCGGGUGGAUUCAGCCUGCGCCAUGGAUUCCCUCAUUGGUUUGGCAGAGCAAGACGCGGUGGGCUCGAAUCUGGAGCAACAUCAAGGAAUGUGAGCGGGGCCAGCGCGAAGCCCAUGGAAUCCGAAGAACACCCCGUGAACGCAGCGACAGAUGAUGGUGCUUCUGACGUGUCAGAACCCCCGGGAGCUUCCAAGACCGACACCGCAACUAGCGAUGAACGUGAGCCAAGUCUGCCUUUGGCUAAAAUACCUGGCAGUUUUGUGGCGGAAAAAAGGACUGUCGUCCCUGUAUCUGAGGUAUUGAACUACAUCCGGUCCACGUUUGACGACGAGUCGGUGUUAGAUUCUCUGCCGGUGGAGGCUGCUGGAAACCCGGGAGCAUGGCAUGCGUGGAAGGCACAUCGCCGAGGGGGCUCUGGCCCUGGGAAUUUCAAGAAAGGAAGCCCUCAGGCUCGGCUUCCUGGGGAUUGGCACUGGGAUGGAAUCUGGGCUCGCCGCGUAAAGGACGAGAUCGAGAACUCUCGUUCCGAGCCAAUGCUGUUUGGAAGUGCAGCUCGCGGCAUGGAUGAAAUGGUAUGGAUCCUCGCUCUAAACAUGUUUCCACUCUAA